Molecule: messenger RNA, 864 nt
Organism: Oikopleura dioica
Lineage: Eukaryota; Metazoa; Chordata; Appendicularia; Copelata; Oikopleuridae
Source: the annotation of a GenBank genome assembly
AUGAGCUCGCGUCGCGAAUUACGGGAUCCGGGCGCUCCUCCUCUCCGGCGAUCACCCCGAAAGCGCUUUAACGAAGAUUCUUCUCGACGAGGAGAUCGGUCUCGCAGCUAUCGAUAUCGUACUCCUCCUAGAAGUAGAGGCAGAAAAGAGCCUGAAAACAAAGAGGAAAAUUGCCUGAUAGAAAAGACGAACCAUGAAGCCGAAAAAACUUAUUUAGACAAGAAACUCGAAGAGUAUUCGAUCAAAACGGACCCAGACGUGAAAGAAAAGACCGAUAUCUUUUCGGACAAAUUCGACGCCAUGGCGUUUAUUUACAGCGACGUGGAUCCACCGCACUUUGAUGGGCAGGCGCGCGCUGCCGAUUGCGUCGAAAUGCUCCUCGCCAAAUGGGAUCGGGAAGACGGACUUGUGAUAGAUGAAAACGUCGGAAAGAAGAAGAGAGGAUGGAAGAAGGAGGAGAGGAAGAUUGCCAUCAAGAACAGAGAUGUGACAAAGCUGAGAGAGAUGUCAAACGAAGCAAUAAAAGCGAAGCAAAAACAAAAAUUCGAAAAUCAAAAUCGACAAGAAACCGAAGAAUAUUCUUCGGACACCGAUGAAGUCGACUUGGAUAAACUUGCUUGGAGCAUGACUGGAAAAAAUCUUCCGAAGCAAAGAUGGGAGGAACUCGGGUUUGGGAGCGAUGUUGAUGGUGACGACGAUUUGUUUGUUGGCUUAUGCGGUUUCUGUUGUGAACGCGAUGUCGGCCGCAACGUCAGAAUGAACAGACCGCAAGUUGUAUCAUCUCAUCAUGAGAUUCUCAUGCAUUUUGAAUACUCGAUUCUGUUUAUAACACAUCAAUACAGACUGCUGUCCUAUAAAUACUGA